Molecule: messenger RNA, 1407 nt
Organism: Strongylocentrotus purpuratus (purple sea urchin)
Lineage: Eukaryota; Metazoa; Echinodermata; Echinoidea; Camarodonta; Strongylocentrotidae
Exons: 9
Coding region: 1-1407 (468 amino acids)
Cellular component (GO): nucleosome
Molecular function (GO): ubiquitin-protein transferase activity; DNA binding; structural constituent of chromatin
Source: RefSeq, a predicted model, not a curated record
AUGGUAGAUUGUUUUCUUGUUCAACAGGUAACCCAGUGGCCGACACCGUCAAUAAGAAGGGGAAGGGGAAGGGGAAGGACAUCGACCCCUAGAGCGCCUGUCAAGCGACCUGUCUCAAAAGACAUAAUCCUCCUGCCCUACUCGCCAGCCCUUAUAUUGCCCAUCCCUCGCGGAAAGGCGAGACAGCAGCUUGCUGAGGCUGGAUAUGCCGGCAAAAUUAGCUUGUGGCGGGGCCAGACUGCCGAAGAGGUGAAGGAAGAGGUGUCUUCCGUCUUUACCGGACUUGGAGAGGGAGGGAUCCUUGAUUUCGAUUUUCUUAGCGUUUUGCCAGGGACGGGUAAAAAACUGCAGCGGCCAAAGGUGUCUAGCAACUACACAUGGGGUGGACAGGAAGUGCUGGCUGGCCUAGGACAAGGGAGUAUGUAUGUCAUGAUGUCUCCCCGAUAUGAUAUUACGUAUGAAGAUUUCUUCAGUGAAGUACAUGAUGACGACCCAGCAAGAAAACGCAGAAGGUGUGGAUCUGACGAGAGUUCAAGUGAUGAAGAGUUCCCGCAGUAUCUCCACCUUGGCACCAAUCCCCAGACUUCAUCAAGUAGUGGAUCAGCACUACAUACAAGACCUGUCUCCAUGCCAUCUACCUCUUAUGAUACUUAUGUGGGAUUGGUGGAGUUUGAAACCCCAGAUGCGGCCAAUAUUUCUAAUGGACAUGUGCAAGAUGCAGUAUCAGAGGAAUAUGUUCCAGCGGUAAUGCAUGCUGAUGAAAACCUUCUGCAACUGGAUUUGGAUGGAUGGAAGGAGAAGCAGGUUACUGGAGAUGAGGCCCCAAAUCAUCUCUACGUGAGGAGAAAGCACCUGCUGGUGGACACCCUUAAUGGGUUUCGAGAUGAAGGGGUAAAGGCGGAUCGGGCACUGUCAGUUAAUUUCCUUGGUGAGGCUGGUGUGGACACCGGCGGUCUUUCCAGGGAACUAUUUUCCCUUGUCCUUCCGAUGAUCCGGGAGAAUGGUAUCUUUUCAGGGUGCCAUGGAAUGAUGGUCCCUGCAAAGAACUCUUCAGGGAUUUCCAACGGCACUAUCCAAAACGUUGGAAAAGUGCUGGGGGCAGCAGUUUUGCAUGGGGGGUCCAGGUUGGACUUCCUCAACCCGAUUAUCGCUGAUGUGUUGUGUUUGGGGGAGCCAGCAGAACUGGCUAUAGAUCUGCUGCCAGAGGCGUCAACAAGGGACCUUGUGAAGAGGGACUGCCAGAAGAGCACUGAGCUUCUCAUCCGAAAACUGCCAUUCCAGCGUCUAGUGCGUGAGAUUGCACAGGACUUCAAGACAGAGCUACGUUUCCAGAUUUCCAUCCACGCCAAGAGGGUUACCAUCAUGCCCAAAGACAUCCAUCUUGUGGCAUCAUUAUCGAAAACUUAA